Spirodela intermedia is the source of this 123-nucleotide messenger RNA. NCBI's taxonomy places the organism in Eukaryota, Viridiplantae, Streptophyta, Magnoliopsida, Alismatales, Araceae. The record is from the annotation of a GenBank genome assembly.
AUGGUGUCCAUUCUCCUACGUUCUACGUUGACGGUGUCCAGCAUAUCAACGCAAUCCAAUCCAUCCUUUAAUCUUGACCCGACACCCUCUAGGUUAAAUUUUCUUUUGUAUCUUCUUAUAUAA